AUGAGUACUGAGUGUUCAGUUGUAUUUAAUGUAACAGUUAGGACAUCUCUUUCUUAAGUAGUUGGAGUGGUAGGAAAUUAACCAGAAUUAGGAAAUUGGAAUGAGAAAAAGGCAUGUAUUUUAAAAACAGAGCCAGCUUCAUUUCCAAAAUGGGUGACUGAAAACCCAAUAAUAUUUUAAAGAGGUAUUAGGAAUACAUUAUUGAAGGAACAAAAUUGGAAUUUAAAUUAGUGAUUAUAGAAAAUGGGAAUACAAUUUGGGAAGAAUUACCAUAAAAUCGUAAAUAUAGAUGUCGAUAUUGGAAGGUUGUUUUAACAGCAGAAUGGAAUAAUUAUGAAGGAAGAGAAUUUAUAGAGAAGAGAUUUAAAUCUAGCGUAUGUUUAAAUUAAGAAGUCUUAAGUAAAGUCACAAGGACUAGAAUGAGUGAUCAAUUUGAUCCUUUUGAUUAAGCAAAUGAUGAUUCAGAGGAUUCUGUUGAAGGAUUUGAUAGUUUUGCUAAAGAAAUAGCUGGCAAAAAUGAUUCAGAAUCAUCAGAAUCUGAUAAUGAGAAAAAAAAGCCUAUUGUUGAAAUUAAUAAAGAUAGCGAUUUUUAAUCGUUAUAUUAAUUAUAUAAUGAGAAUCCAAAGUUUAGAUAGUUGAAAAAUUUCAAUUAGAAUGAUAUUUUGUAUGAAGUUAAUGAAGAUCCUUUAAUAGGAAUCAGUGAUGAAGAUUCUUUACUUAUAUCUACAUUUUAUUUACCAAUAGUAGUGAUAAAAAAGGAGGAUGGAUAAUAUGAAAGAAGAAAUUUUUAACAUUCUUUUAGUUUACAUCUUUUAUUUGGAGUAUAAUAAUUUAAAAGGACUUGGUUUGGACUUCCAAUAGUAUUAAAUGAGAAAGGAGAAAAAAUAAAUGACACAAGUGAAGCAUUAAAAGGUUAUUUAAAAUAAUAUGGAUUUGUUCCAAUAUUUGUAGAUUAGGAUUGUUUAGAAUAUUUUAAUUAAGAAUUUUGUACAAAAUUAUAUUAACCUAUUAUGAAUAAUGAUGUAAGUAUUACAAAAUUAGCAGCUUUAGAGUAUUCUGAAUAUAUGUAAGAUUGUUUUAAAAAGAUGAAUGAUUCAUUUUUUUAAGAAAUUAAACCUUAUAUAAAUUAAAGUUCAAUUGCUUUAAUAGCAGAUUAUCGAUUAUUAUAUUUAAGUUAAAUUUUUGUAAGUCACAAAUUCACUAGAUUACCAAUAGUUAUAUUUUACAAUAGAUUAUUUCCACAUUUUGAUAAUUUGAAAUUAAUUCCCUUUUAUUAAGAUAUUACUAAUUCUUUUUUAUAAGCAAAUGUUAUAUGUUUUAGUAAUUAUGAUACUGCUAAUGAAUUUUUAACAAUUAUGAAAGAUAUUUAUUAAAUAGAAUAUCAUUCAUUCAAAGGAAAUUUGGCAUUUCAUUAUUAUGGUAGAGAAAUAUAUGUAAAACUGUAGAAUCCAGGUAUAGAAAUAAGAGCAUGUGGAGAUUAUAGAUUUGAAGGAAAAUUUAAGUAAAAAGUUUCAGAAAAUGAAAUCAGAAUAGUUGGAGUAGAUACUUAUGGACAUUAAUCAGGAGUGGAAUUGAAGUUAAGACAUUUAUUAAAAUUUAUUAAGGAAACUGAUAUUAUAUAAAAGAAUCCUCAUAUUAAAUUCAUAUAGAUAUAAUUAAAAGCAUUUGAAGAUAUUGAUAUACAAAUUUAAAGAACUUAAUUAAUAAAUUAGAUUAAAUAAAUAAAUUAAUUAUUAUAUCCAAAUAAUGAAGAUUAUUUUAUUAAAUUAAUUGAAGAAGAUAUGGAUUCAAAAUAACGCUUUGAAGAAUUCAGCAAAGCUAAUAUGUAUUUUUAAUGUAGAUACAGUGGAAGACAUGAUUUUUAUUUACUUGAAUAUAUUCAUUUAAAUGCUAUGCCUAUUGCUUUAAUUAGUGAUUCAAGUUGUUUUCAUAGAGGUUGCCAUUCUAUUUCAACAUUUAAUGUAUUUUCUCAUAAAGAUUUUAAAGAAAAGUUUUCAGAUUUAUUAGAUAAAAUAAUUAAAAAGUCAUAUUAAUUCACAUAAGUUCAUAAAAUUUAAGUUGAAAAAGAUCAAUAAACUAUUCGUUAAAAUUAAACAUCAUAAUGGAUAGAAAAUAUAUUUAUUGAUGCAAAGAAGGCAGCUUCAAUGCUUAAAUUUGCUUAGAUUAGUUUAAGAAAUUAAGAUGGUUAAUAAAUAAAAGUAGCUCAUAAUAUGAAAUUUUAAAAUUUAGAUAUUUAAUAAGUAGCCAAAGUAUAUUAAUAAGCAACUAAAGGAAUUAUUAUUUUAGAAUUUGAAUCAAUUGUUACUGAUCAAUAUGUUAUAGAUUAUAAACCACAUCAUUUUUUAUAAUAAAGUCCUCAUAUGAAAGGAAGUGAAGAAGUAAUUGUCAUUAGAUAAGUUUAAUAAGAUAUAUUAUAAGCUUUAAAAGUAAUAUCAAAGAUUCAUAAGGUAUAUAUUGUUUCAAGUGGAUUAUAUAAUGAAUUAUAAUUCAAUUUUAAUGGAUCAAAUAUUAAUUUGUUUGCUGAAAAUGGAUUCCUAUAUAGAUCAGAUUCAAUUUAAUGGAAUGCACUCUUUAAUAUUGAUUAUUAAUGUUUAACAUAAGUCAAAAAAGUGUUUAAUUAGUAUGCAACUAAAACAGAAGGAGCUGUAGUAGAAGUUAAAGAAAGUUCAAUCUGUUGGUAACUCAAAAAUUAAGAAGAAUAUGCUUAAUAAUUGAUUUAAGAUCUUGUAGAUAAUGUAUAAACUAUAGUUGAUCGUUAUCCUACUUUUUAAUUAAUAGUGAAAUCAAAUAGUGUAGAAGUCUGUCCAAAGAAUUUAAAUAAAGGAAUGGUUUUAGAAUUAAUAAUGUAAAAGGAAAAUCUUUAAAGAGGAAAAUUAGAUUUUGGAUUGAUUGUAGCUAGAGGAAUUGAAAAUGAAGAUGUAUUCUCUCAUUUUAAAGUAAUCACUUAAAGUAGAAAAUAUUUUAUAGAGGUAUUAAAUAUAUUUGAUUUAUUAGAAUGCUAAUCAUUUCUCAGUUUCCUAGGGUCUUGUUCCAUCAUAUGCUAAUUAUUACCUUAAUUCAUAAUUAGAUUUAAUUUAAUUAUUAAAAGCAAUGUGA
This is a messenger RNA of Paramecium pentaurelia, 3096 nucleotides long. Lineage: Eukaryota; Ciliophora; Oligohymenophorea; Peniculida; Parameciidae. The record is from the annotation of a GenBank genome assembly.